Rotaria sp. Silwood1 is the source of this 1347-nucleotide messenger RNA. NCBI's taxonomy places the organism in Eukaryota, Metazoa, Rotifera, Eurotatoria, Philodinida, Philodinidae. The record is from the annotation of a GenBank genome assembly.
AUGACUGAAACAUUAACAACAACAGCCACGUCGGUCGUACCGAUAACAUCGACAAAAACUCCUGUUGUUCGCUUCAAUAUCGAUCAACAAUGUCCUAUUCAAUGUGUCACUGUCUAUAAUGAUCGUGCAGAAGUAACACGAAUACUACGACAUCAUUUCGAUACCGAAGGCACUCAUGAACUCGUGCUCAAUGGUUUCUCAAUAUUUGUAGAUGAAACAUCGUUACAUGUCAGUGGUGGAACAGGUAAAUCAUGCACCAUUCUUGAGGUAUCACAUCAAACGCGGCACGAAGAUAUCGCUCCGCCAUCAGAUUUGACGUCUCUCGAUCAUCUCCAAAGUCAACUUGAAAACGUGCAAAUUGAAAUAGAGGCACAUAAACGUGAAUUCGCACGAAUUACAAAGCAACGGGUAUGGCUCGAUGGACGUUCAACCAAAUUAAUGAAUCAAGAUGGACCAUAUACAGCUAAUGAUCCAGAAAAUAUACAGCAAUUUCUCGAGUUUUAUCACAAAACAUUAUUGAAACUCGAUGAUGCGACAGCGCGCGAAGAAGAUGAAAUUAAGAAGUUAAAUGAUCGUCAGGAUGCUUUGAAAGCACAAACUACCCAGCAUGGCGCUGCAGCUCAAGCAAAUCGACGAAAAACAUAUCGAGAAAUGACGAUCACAGUUCAUAUUGCCAUUAGUAAAAUUGAUGUGGCACUCGAAAUUUCCUAUUUGAUCGGUAAUUGUUCUUGGAGUGCGAGCUAUGAUGUUCGUGGCAAACCACACAAGGUUACAAUUGGUGUUCUAGAACUUACUUCAACAUUUACGUACACGGUUGUGCCGAAAAUAUCACUUUAUGCAUAUCUCAAAGCAUCAACAGUGAAUAUGUCCGAUAAACAACUUCUCGCUGGACCGGUAUCCGUAUUUAUGGACAACAAUUUUAUCACACAUAGUUCGAUUGACAAUGUCUGUAUUGGUGAUACAUUCGACCUUCCACUAGGUACGGAUGCAAGUGUCAAAGUGGAAUAUAAGCCGAUAAAGAAAAUGGUUGAUACACAAGGUCUCAUCUCGAAAGUGCAUCAUGAGAGGAUUCGCCAUGAAACACAUAUUAUAAACACUAAAUCAACCGAGAUCACAGUGUUUCUCUAUCAACAAGUGCCUCUAUCUUCUGAUGAGAAGAUCAAAGUGAAAUUGGUCACACCUGAUCUACGACAAAAGGAACAUGGACGAAAUUGCACGGUGACAAUGAACGAUAGAAACAAUUUAGAAUGGAAAUGUGUAUUGCAAGCACAUGGAGAAUAUCGAUUUCCGUUAGAUUAUACACUCGAAUGGCCAAAAGAAAAACGUGUAGAAUACAAGGAAGAAUAA